Molecule: messenger RNA, 870 nt
Organism: Aspergillus campestris IBT 28561
Lineage: Eukaryota; Fungi; Ascomycota; Eurotiomycetes; Eurotiales; Aspergillaceae
Exons: 1
Coding region: 88-726 (212 amino acids)
Molecular function (GO): oxidoreductase activity
Source: RefSeq, a predicted model, not a curated record
GGCCACACAGCCCUCCACCUCUCCACGGCAUUCAUCCUCUCCAGCAGGGAAGUAGCCAUGGAGACUCUCGCCCUAGCAGCGGCAACAAUGUCCACAACACACGACACCAACCCACCGACCCCAAAACACCCCCAUUCCCAACAAACAACCUACCACUCGACCUCCUUCCAAGAGAUCCUCACCACCGCCCACAAAGACAAGCGCUUCUCCUCCCUCACCCCCACAAACGACGAGGACGCAGAAUCUAUCCUCCUAUAUCACUACUACGCUUGGACUCUCGAUCCCCAAAACGCAGACGCUCAGCUCCGCGAAGCGCUCGAGGUAGCCGCUUCUCUCGCUGCGUCUGGCCCGAGCCCAUCAUCGCCCGACACCCCAUCCCUUCUCAACAUCCUCGCCGCCGCCCACGCAGUCCGCGUCCUCAUUCCCCUCAUCCCGGGCCGCUUCCACGAGCCCCUCCUCCGCCAGUGGUGGCUGCUCACGCUGCGGGUCUACGUCGCGCAGGGGCGUCCGCCUCUGUCGAGCCGAGCCCAACCGCAAGAGGAGGAGCAUGACCUGGACGGUCGCAACUGGGGGUGGGUUUCUGCGCAAUGUGUGCAGGGCCCCCGUGUAGACGCGCUCUCCGCGCAGAGUGUCCUUGCGCUCAAGGAGGCGGCGGGGACUUGGGGGGAUGCUGACGGACUCUAUUUGAGGGCUGCGGUGCGGGUUGUGGAGGGGUUGGCGGCGUAGGUCUGUGAUGGUUUCAACCUAUAUUUGCAUACUAUAUUUAAUUUUGGUAGUCUACUAUAUCUGCGUGUAAUUGUGAAUGUGAAUAUAGUGUAGUUGAAUAGAUCGAUCUGAUAAAGUUAUUGCCUGAGGCAUUAAUAUAUCAAU